CAUUCAAUUUAAUUCUACGGGUCCCUGAAGUGUAUCUUUUCGUUUUCAGUGAAGAAUUAACAUAAAUCCAAGAUUCUUUUGUCUGAAGAAAUCUCCAAUCUCGUUUUCUGAUCAUCAUGGCACAGACGGUGGGAAGAAACGUAGCAGCGCCAUUGUUGUUUCUUAACUUGGUCAUGUACUUCAUCACUUUAGGGUUUUCUAGUUGGUGUCUCAACAAGUUCAUCAACCGCCAGACCAACCACCCAAGUUUUGGUGGCAACGGAGCGACGGAGUUCUUCUUGGAGUUUGCAAUCUUAGCUUCAGUUCUCGGAAUUGUCUCAAAGUUCGCCGGCGGCAACCACCUUAGGGCCUGGAGGAACGACAGCCUCGCCGCCGCUGGUUCAUCGUCCCUGGUUGCCUGGGCCGUCACUGUUCUUGCUUUCGGGUUGGCAUGCAAGGAGAUAAACGUGGGAGGGCAUAGAGGGUGGAGGCUGAGAAUAGUGGAAGCAUUCAUCAUAAUCCUGACGUUGACGGAGCUACUGUAUGUUUUAUUGGUGCAUGCGGGUCUUUACAGCAGCCGGUACGGACCAGGGUAUCGCGACACAGACUACGGCAUGGGGACACAUCCAUCGGAGACCGGUGCGAAAGGGACGACCGGAGUUGCUGGGACUAGGGUCUGAUCGUUAAUUCUAUAUAUGUAAUAAGUUAAAAGGAGUGGAUGAUGUUGUUGAACUUGGAUCUUUGAUGCGAUUUCGUUGUAUGUUUGUGUAAAUUGGAAUGCAUGUUGUUGGUAUUUAUUAACAAAAUGAACAACCUUUG
Molecule: messenger RNA, 798 nt
Organism: Cynara cardunculus var. scolymus (artichoke)
Lineage: Eukaryota; Viridiplantae; Streptophyta; Magnoliopsida; Asterales; Asteraceae
Product: membrane protein PM19L
Exons: 3
Coding region: 117-659 (180 amino acids)
Source: RefSeq, a predicted model, not a curated record